Cheilinus undulatus (humphead wrasse) is the source of this 2515-nucleotide messenger RNA. RefSeq lists its product as uncharacterized. NCBI's taxonomy places the organism in Eukaryota, Metazoa, Chordata, Actinopteri, Labriformes, Labridae. The record is from RefSeq and is a predicted model, not a curated record. The transcript is spliced from 5 exons. The coding region runs from base 64 to 1068 and encodes 334 amino acids. Gene Ontology annotation, biological process: response to bacterium.
GUCUUCUCUCUGAAGAGUGCUGAACAUGUAGAGAUUGCAGUCAUUCGUCACAGCUAGAGAAGCAUGAAGACACCUAUAACCUUUGCUGUUUACACUGCAUGCCUUUUCAGGGUUGUGAAUGCUGCUCAAGAGAUGACUUCAAACCCCUCAUCUUCAUAUUUUAUAUCUGUUCAUUUUGGAGAAAGUGUGACUUUGCCAUGCGUCUGUCAGAACAAGGGAAUGAUGAUCUUCUACUGGUAUAAGAAGACUUUGGGACAGACAUCAGAUCUGAUGUCUACGUUCUAUAGGCAUGCUAAUGUCACCUUUCACGACCCAUUCAAGGACAGUCGUUUCUCUCUGGACACUAAAGACCUGAAAUAUCAUCUGACCAUUUCUGAGUUUGGGCCCUCAGAUUUAGCAACUUAUUUCUGCAUAGGGAGCACCUUUAAUCUGUUUGAAUUUUGUACAGUUAUAACAGUUAAUGCAAAGAAUUUUGAUUUGGAUAUCCGAGCCAAUGUUUAUCAGUCGGUGUCUGAGCACACUCGGCCAGGACACAACUCAUUCCAGACGUGUACAAUAAACGCUGCGACCUGUGAUGGAGAACACAGUGUUUACUGGUUCAGAAACUCUGAGGAAGCUCAUCCAGGACUCAUUUACACCCAUGGAGGCAGGAAUGAUCAGUGUGAAAGGGAGCUUCAUGUACAAACUCCCACCUGUGUCUACAAUUUGCCAUUGAGGAGCCUAACUUCUGCUCAGGAUGGGACUGACCACAGUGCCGUGGUAUCAUGUGCACACAUACUGCUUGGAGACGGCACUAAGCCAGACUUGAAGGAUUCUCAUGUUCUGCUGUUCAUUCUGGCCUCAGUGUUGGCUGCUACCGUCCUCCUGAUCAUUUUAUCGGCUUUUUCUCUGUAUAAGAUGAAACACAGAUGCUGCUGGUGUACAGCAGAUUCAAGCCCAGGUACAACGUUAUGUCGGGACACAGACGACCUUCAGUACGCUGCCCUGAGUGUUCACAGAGCCAACGGAUCCAGAAGACUGAAGGAUGAAGAUACAGAUGAUAGUGUUUACUCCUGUGUAAGGCAGUGAAGCUAGGAGGUGUAAAAGACAGACUUCAAUACCAGUUGUGUACCACUGUCUGUUUGCUUAGGGAACUUCUACAAUCAUUAAUGACCGUUUUUGCCACAACAUAAAAGGUUUUUGUUCCCCUUAAGAUAAAGCAGUAAAAGAUAGAUUUUUGGAUGAGGCUAGCUGUGUUUGCUGAUGAUAUGGUGCCAUCAUGUUAGAGGAUGCUAAAGCUAAGAUUAACAUACAUAUAGGCUGUAAAUGCUGUCAUGCAUGUUUGAUAAGAUACAUGCUUUCUUUUACCUUAAAGGUUUUCUGAAAAUUUAAAGAGUAUUUGUAGUAAGUGGCAGAAGCUGCUAAAGCUGCUCGUCUAAUCACGUUCAUUUGAAGUUCGUUGUUUUAUCCAGAGAAACCUGGAUCAUGAAGGCAGCAGGACCUGUGAAUGAAACCUCCAACCUUUUGAUCAAAAGGAGAAUUCCAUCUCCUCCAAUCUACUGAUCCAGUAAUUCCCAACAUUUUUUCCUUAGAGCGCCCCCUACUUGAAUCUGAGAAAAGCUAAGCCCCCCAGGAUGCACUUGGAAAAACUAAACAUAAUGGUUGUCAUUGACAAAAUCCCAGCAUCGUGCAGGUGUCAGGUGUCCUUGCACCUGUUCUUGCCAACAGAUCUAUUUAUAAACUAUCCGUUAUUAUGACGGUGUAUUAGGGCCACUCUAAAGAUUUAAACAUGAAGAGGAUCUGAAUUCAUACAUUUACCAGAACCUAAACUUUGAAUUUCUGGGAUUAUAAAGUCCAGUAUAGUUAAUUUUGUGGAGGAAAUUCAGACCACAUGAAGUUGAGGUCAGAGGUGUCAGGUCAGGUAUGGGAGCAAAUACCGUGUACCUCUUGGUCCUGCACUGCUGCAGCCGCCUGAGUGCCAUCAUCCAGGCCUGCUCCAGACCCAUGCCCCAUCUCACCAGGUCCCACUUGGACUAAGAUAUUUCUGCAAACUGGGGCUAUCCAGCCACUGGUUUUGUGUAAGUUUACAAAUUUAAAUUGCCAUGAAUUUAUGAUUUUAAAAACUUAAAGUCCGGCUUCUUUUAAAUGCACAGUUUUGUCAUUUAUUAGGGUGGCCUUAAUAUGCAUUAUGUUUCUUAAAGUAACAGUAUAUAUUAAUAGUUAUAGUAUAAUCAAGUACAGUAUAUAAACACCUGAGAUCUUGUGUGACCCCCUAGGGGUGCCCAAACCCCAGGUUGUGAACCAACAUUCUUAUCAAACAUCCACAGAGACAAAAAUCCCUUCUGACUGCACAAGAACCUUACAUUUAUAAUAAAUGAGCACUGAGGAGAAGCAGCAAGGCUACAUUUAGGAAAUCUGCUGCUUAAGAGUACAAAAAGACAAAUUAAAUUCUACUGGAUGUUUGCAGUAAUAAAAAAUAGUAAUAAAAUCCUGUUCAACUAAAAAUAGAGUAUGUAAUCUGAUCAUAAUAAGUCCA